AUGGAGAAAAUUGAAGAAGCAAAUCUUAAUGAUCUGGGCUAUAUCGAGUGUCCUUUUACCUGGACAAACAGAAGAACUGGUAUUCACCUUACUGAACAAAUAUUGGAUAGAGGGCUGGCUAAUGAAGCCUGGCUUGAAAUACACCCAAAUACCAUUAUAUCCAAUCUCCCUUCCAUUGGCUCUGAUCACAACCCAAUCUUUCUCAAUAACAAACCCAAUUGGAAGCAAGGUCAAAUCCCAUUCAAAUUUUUUGGCCCCUGGCUUAAUCACCAAGACUGCAAAGACAUCAUUACAGAAUGUUGGAGUACUCAUCACAAAGGAUCUCUUGCUAUAAAGAUUACUAGGAAAUUAAGAGAUAUCAAAGCUAAGUUAAAAAAGUGGAACAAGGAGGUCUAUGGCAACAUCAAAACUAAUCUAGAAGCUAGCAUACACCACCUGGACUGGAUUACCAAAAAUCAGUUUAACAGCAAAAGAGGCAAGGAAAUAAGAGAAGCUAAAAGGAAAGUUGAACACUGGCUGAAUAUUCAAGAAAAAUUGUGGAAGACCAAAAGCAGAGAUCAACUUAUCAAACUUGGAGAUAAGAAUACUAGCUUCUUCCACUUAUCAUCCAAGAAAAGGUACAGAAGAAAUAAAAUUGACUCUAUUCAACAAGCUGAUGGCUCCUGGUUUCACAACAAAGAGGAAGUUGCUGACUGUUUCGCCAAUCACUUUGCUACUAUGUCCACUGCUGAACACAUAAACAUAAAUCCAUCUCUCAUAAACCUCAUACCCACCACCAUCACCACUAUUGAAAAUGAUGAUCUCCUUAAGAUUCUUGAAGCUGAGGAGAUCAAAAACAUUCUUUUUAGCAUGGCUGGUGACAAAGCCCAGGACCCAAUGGUUUUCCACCCAACUUCUUCCAAGCAAACUAGGAUGUUACAAAUAUCUGACAACAUAGCUAUUGCCCAUGAGAUUAUUCAUCACAUGAAUACUAGAAGAGGAAAAAAAGGAGCUAAUGGCACCAUGCGAAUCAAAAUUGAUAUGGCCAAGGCUUUUGACAGAGUUAAUUGGGAAUUACUUAUGCAAGUCAUGCAACAAAUGAGAUUCAGCACUGAAUGGUGCAAUCUGGUUCAUCAAUGCAUAUCCAUCACCACCAUGGCUGUCUUGGUGAAUGGUUCUCCUGGAAAGUUCUUUAAACCAACUAGAUGUCUCAGGCAAGGAGAUCCAUUAUCUCCUUAUUUAUUUUUGUUAUGCAUGGAAGCCUUAUCUAGAUAUUUGAAUGCUGCUGAAGCUGAGGGUCUUAUUCAUGGAACCAAAAUCUGCAGUGAAGCACCUAAUAUCAAUCACCUCCUCUUUGAUGAUGAUUGUAUGAUUUUUUGCAAAGCUAAUUUGGAAGAAUGUAACAAUUUAAUCAAGAUUUUUCAAGACUUUGGGCAUUCCUCAGGACAGCUCAUAAACUUCUCCAAAUAUGGUAUAUUCUUCACUAAGAAUACUGAUCCUAGCAUUGCUGACAGCAUUAGUGAUACUAUGAAAGUACAAAUAAUUGAUACUUAUGACAAGUACCUGGGGUACCCCCUCUUCACCAACAGAAGCAAGAUUCAAGCUUUCAAACCUGGUGUGGACAAACUGAAACUCAGACUGGCAGGUUGGAAAUCUACUCUAUCUAAAGCUGGCAAAGUCAUUAUGAUCAAAACAGUUACCUCAACAUCUAGCAUUUAUCAAAUGAAUUGCUUCAAACUCCCAAAAGGUACCUGCAAGGAGAUAAAUAAUAUACAAAGAAAUUUCUUCUGGAAUAAAGAUCAAGACAAACCCAAAGGUCUCUUCUACAUUUCUUGGGAUGCUGUCAACAAACCAAAAGGGCUAGGAGGUCUGGGCUUCAAAAACAUGGAAUACUUCAAUCUGGCUAUGAUUUCUAAAAUUGCUUGCAGAUUGAUAGAAGAACCACACUCUCUGUGGACCAGUACUAUGAAGGCUUCUCACUUCCCAAACAAGGAAGUCAUUAGAAUGGAAACAAAGUCAAAGAACACUGAUUCCUGGAUUUGGAAAGGAAUUUUAGAGGGCAUCACCUGCAUUCAAAAGUACUAUAUCUGGAAAAUAGGGGAUGGAACCAACAUACAUAUCUGGGAAGAUAGAUGGAUAGAAGAUCUACCUGACAUUCUCCAAAAACCUCUUCACUGCCCCUCCAACCUGAAAACUGUUAACCAACUCUUCAAUACCAUUGGGGAAUGGGAUCAUCACAUAAUUUCCCUCUGGUUUCCUCAACAUAUUCAACAACUCAUUCUCCAGACACAUCAUCACCCUAACUCUGUGGACACCAUCGAAUGGAGCUUAACUCAUACUAAAAAAUUCACAGUUAAAUCCCUUUAUGAUAAACAUAUUGAGGAUAAAUAUGCUGGAUAUACUCUUACAUCUCCAUGGGGAGAUAUUUGGAAAUUAGAUACAAACCCAGCCAUCCAACUAUUCAUAUGGAAAUGUGCUCAUGGAAUUCUACCAACAAACGCCAAGUCUGCUGGUAUCCUAACCUAUAUUGACCCUCUCUGUAAUAUCUGCAGGUGUGCAAAUGAAGACAUUACUCAUGUGCUCCUAUCUUGUCCUGCUGCUUCAGAUGUUUGGAGGAAUCUCUUUGGGGAGAAUCACCAGCUAUUUAUUAAUCACAGAUCUUUUCAUGACUGGUUUAAUAGUUGGUUUUCACCAGACAAUACCACAACCAGCUGGAACUCUUCUUAUGCUACCAUAUGCUGGUUUAUCUGGAAAGAUAGAUGUGACAAAGUUUUCAGACACAUUGAUCCUAAUGCUGCUGCUACUGCUUUGAAAAUCACUCAACUCCUUUGCUCUCAUGACAGGGUUCUGAACAAACCCAGUCAUAUCUUAAACAAUAUCUACUAUCAAGCUAACAGAGCUGACGAUAACUUGAGCACUCACACCAGAGGCAGACAGUUACAAGAAAAAUUUGGAAUCACUAUUAGCAUACAUAUUAUGGAAGCUUAUAAUAAUUUGGCUAAUGGCCAAUGCAUGGGAGCCAAAAAUGUUAAAGACCCAGCAAUGGACUCAGUAGAUCAAGCAGAGCCUGCAAAGGAGCUCAACUAG
Molecule: messenger RNA, 3066 nt
Organism: Papaver somniferum (opium poppy)
Lineage: Eukaryota; Viridiplantae; Streptophyta; Magnoliopsida; Ranunculales; Papaveraceae
Exons: 3
Coding region: 1-3066 (1021 amino acids)
Source: RefSeq, a predicted model, not a curated record